CCACGCCGCUCCAGAAAAUGAGCCCACUGGCCUGCCAAGCCACAAAUAUCCUGCAAAAAUCUGCACGUCACCUGCGCGCGGCGCUGUCCUUUCCGUUCGUUCCGCCUCCGCCUCUCCACCCGCUGGCCGCUGCUCUGUCCGAGCUCCGACCCCAACCCCACCCACACCCCCAAAUAUCCCCCGCGCCGCCGCACGGUGAAGCCCCUCCUCGCCGUCCGCGCCGCCUCCACCCGCGCCCCAGCUCCAUCCCCAUGUCCGCCCCCGCUUCCCCGCACACCUCCCUCCUCCACUUGCCCCACCACCCGUUCGGGCCCCGGCGGCCGAGGCUGACGCGCCUCAGGUGCCUCGCGUCGCUAGCGCCCGCGUCAUCGGGCGCUUCGCCGGCGAACGAGAACCAUCUGAUACAGACGCUCUGCGCCCACGGGCACCUCGCCCGGGCCGCGGCGCUCCUCCAGGGACUCCCGGCGCCCACGCAGCGCACCUACGAGUCGCUCCUCCUCGCAGCCGCGCGGGCCGGGGACGCCGCCCUCGCCGCCGCCGUGCAUCGCCGGCUCGAGGCCGACCCGGUGUUCCGCUCGGACCCCUUCCUGUCGACCCGCCUCAUCGACGCCUACGCCACGCUGAGCGCGCUCCCCGCCGCGCGCCAGGUGUUCGACGAGGCGCCCGUGAAGAACAUCUUCGUGUGGAACGCGAUGCUCAAGGCGCUCGCGCUCGCCGACCAUGGCGAGGAGGCGCUCGCGCGCCUGGUCGACAUGGGCAGGCUCGGCGUCCCCGUCGACAGCUACAGCUACGCGCACGGGCUUAAGGCCUGCAUUGCAGCGUCAGCGUCGCACGCGCCGGCCUCUGCCCGUGUACGGGAGAUGCACGCUCAUGCCAUUCGUCGCGGCUAUGGAUUGCACACGCAUGUCGCCACCACUCUUAUUGACUGCUAUGCGAAGCUUGGGACUGUCACCUACGCAGAGCGAGUGUUUGCUUGGAUGCCUGAGAGGAAUGUUGUGUCAUGGAGUGCCAUGAUUGGAUGCUACGCCAAGAAUGAGCGCCCUGGUGAUGCGAUUGUGCUCUUCCAGGAGAUGAUGGCUUCUGAUGCAGACCUGGUACCAAACUCGAUCACAAUUGUUAGCGUCUUGAAUGCUUGUGCUGGGGUGAAUGCGCUUGGGCAGGGCAAAGUGCUGCAUGCAUACAUCCUUCGAAGGGGCUUUGACUCACUUGUUUCAGUGCUCAACACAUUGAUGGCAAUGUACAUGAAAUGUGGAUGCCUUGAAGUUGGGCGGCACAUCUUCAAUUUGAUAGGAUGCAGAAGGAAUGUUGUGUCAUGGAAUUCACUUAUAUCUGGAUACGGAAUGCAUGGCUUCGGCCAUGAGUCACUCCAAGUGUUUGAGGAGAUGAUAAAGGAGGGCGUUUCACCAAGUAUCAUCACAUUUAUCAGUCUCCUUGGGGCCUGUAGCCAUGCUGGACUUGUGGAGGAGGGAAAGAAGCUAUUUGAAUCAAUGGUGGAGUACAAUGUCACACCUCGUGCAGAGCACUAUGCUUGCAUGGUUGACCUUCUUGGUCGUGCUGGGUGUUUGGAUGAAGCUGUGGAGCUGAUACAGAGCAUGCGCAUUGAACCAAGCCCUCAAGUUUGGGGCUCACUUCUUGGAGCUUGCAGGAUUCAUGGCCAUGUAGAGUAUGCUGAGAUGGCAUGCUCUCAUCUCUUCGAUCUUGAGCCCCGAAAUGCUGGAAAUUAUGUCCUCCUGGCAGAGAUUUAUGCUCGAGCUAAAUUGCAGAACCAAGUUGAUGUGCUCAAGGAGCUACUUGAAGAGCAUGCCCUGGAGAAGGUGCCAGGUUGUAGCUGGAUAGAGGUGAAGAAGAAGCUGUACGCAUUUGUCUCUGUGGAUAACAAGAACCCACAGGUGGACGAGCUGCAAGCCCUGAUAGGCGAGUUUGUGACACAGAUGAAGAAUGAGGGUUAUGUCCCUGACAUAAGAUCUGUUCUGUAUGAUAUUGAAGAAGAGGAAAAAGAGCGGAUUCUGCUUGGUCACAGUGAGAAGUUGGCCGUUGCUUUUGGGCUUAUCAACACUGGCAGGGGAGAGGUUAUCAGGAUCACCAAGAACCUGAGGCUUUGUGAGGACUGUCAUUCAGUCACCAAGUUCAUCUCCAAAUUCACAGAGCGGGAGAUUGUUGUGAGGGAUGUGAAUCGGUUUCACCACUUCAGAGAUGGAGUUUGCUCAUGCAGGGACUAUUGGUGAUGAUGUUGCCAACUCCUCUUUAUAGUUAUCUUUACUGAUUAUACUGGAUGACCACUGAUGAAGUAGAAGCCAUUGUUUUCUUGACACCAUUGUGUACAGCCUAACAUAUUUGAUUAGACUAGGCAUGGUGAUAUCUUUUCAGGAAAAGCCUCAGGUUGAUUGCUGAGUAUGGAGAAAAGUGGAACUCAUACCAGACGAUUUUGACACGUAUUUAAUGAUAACCCUUUCCACAUAUCUUUUGCAGUCCUUGUCCAUGUCACGUUUGCAAUACUAAAUCUGCUACCGUGUAUGGACACUGACAAUGGAUGUGAUUCUUGUAUAUGCCAACAAAUCUGCUAUGUGCCUGUGAUAUAAAGGUACAGACCAUUUAGACAAUUUUUUGGUGUCCAUUGAUCUGCUAUGUUAUGAAGUUGCACAAUGAGCGGUCGUUGCAUUCAGAAUAUUUUGUGGACUGUGGAGAUUAAGGUACCUGAUAGUCUGGUGAGAUUUGUUGUGUUGAUGAAUUCUAUUCGGCUGAUGUUUAUA
Molecule: messenger RNA, 2750 nt
Organism: Panicum hallii
Lineage: Eukaryota; Viridiplantae; Streptophyta; Magnoliopsida; Poales; Poaceae
Product: pentatricopeptide repeat-containing protein At3g46790, chloroplastic
Exons: 1
Coding region: 18-2225 (735 amino acids)
Biological process (GO): RNA modification
Molecular function (GO): zinc ion binding; RNA binding; protein binding
Source: RefSeq, a predicted model, not a curated record